This is a messenger RNA of Saprolegnia parasitica CBS 223.65, 1168 nucleotides long. RefSeq lists its product as hypothetical. Lineage: Eukaryota; Oomycota; Saprolegniomycetes; Saprolegniales; Saprolegniaceae. The coding region runs from base 1 to 1119 and encodes 372 amino acids. The record is from RefSeq and is a predicted model, not a curated record. The transcript has a single exon. Gene Ontology annotation, molecular function: zinc ion binding; metallocarboxypeptidase activity. Gene Ontology annotation, biological process: proteolysis.
AUGAAGGUGCUCUACUGCCUCGCUGCGCUUCUCGCCGCCGUCUCGACGGUCACCGCCGCCGCCGACGACAAGCAGCGGACGCCCGAGCAAAUCGCGGCCAUUCAGGACGACGCGGAUGUCAACCGCAAGUGCCACACGUCCAACGCCAACUACAUCCCGUCGCUCACAAAGGGCAAGUACGUCGAGUCGGCUUUUCACAACUGCUUCCGCACGGACGCGCAGAUCACGGAGCUUCUCGACGCAUAUGUCAAGCUCAACCCAAGCGUCUUUACCAAGUUUCCCGUGGGCGAGAGCUACAACAAGAAAACCUUGUUUGGCUACAAGCUGGCGGCGUCGCCGUCGGCCACGCAGGCCAUCUACCUCCAGUCGCUCAUCCACGCGCGCGAGUGGGCCACCGGGUCGUCCAACCUCUAUGCGAUCUCGGCGCUCCUGGACGACAUCAACAAUGGCAAAGUCGCAGGCUCGCUCCUCGAAACGUACGCCUUUUACACGGUCCCGAUCGUCAACCUCGACGGGUACCAAAUGAGCUGGAACGGCAACCGCUACCAGCGCAAGAACGCCAACGGCGUCGACCUCAACCGCAACUGGCCUGGCCCGUACGACGACCCGAACCCGCCCAAGCCCGCCGACGAGACGUACCCGGGCCCGUACCCGUGGAGCGAGCCAGAGACCAAGACGAUUGGCUCGUGGCUGCUCAGCAAGAAGGGCGAGCUCGCGGGCUUGAUCGACUUGCACUCGAACGCUGGCGCCAUUUUGAUCCCGGUCGGCGACACGAAGAACGCACUCCCGGGGGACACGGACGCGCGCCUCCUCGAAGCGUCGGGAACGGCCCUCGGCACGGCCAUGGGCGGCGACUACGAGGUCGGCCGCAGCUACGAGAUCCUCGGCUACAUGGUCUACCACGGCACGCGCGACUGGGGCCUCCGCAACUUGGACAAGCCGACGCUGACGGUCGAGAUGAUUGGCGACGACUUUGUCGUACCCGCGUCGACGAUCCGCGCCCGCGGCAAAGAGCUCUACGCCGGUCUCCAGACGUACGCCAAGGAGUGCACGAUCUACAACGGCAAGAACUCGACGUCGUCCCCGACACCCGUUGUGACGCCGCGCCCGAGCUGCUAAGUGUUGCGCGUGUGUUGUCUCGUUUGUACAAACUCCAUUUCUGUUUUUC